Molecule: messenger RNA, 1371 nt
Organism: Mesitornis unicolor (brown roatelo)
Lineage: Eukaryota; Metazoa; Chordata; Aves; Mesitornithiformes; Mesitornithidae
Product: toll-like receptor 2 type-2
Exons: 1
Biological process (GO): toll-like receptor signaling pathway; inflammatory response; immune response
Cellular component (GO): membrane
Molecular function (GO): transmembrane signaling receptor activity; triacyl lipopeptide binding; protein binding
Source: RefSeq, a predicted model, not a curated record
AUGACUACACACACCUGGCGAGCGUGGGCCAUCUACGUGGUCUUAGCUGCAAACCUCUCCAAACAGCAGGAGCUGAAGCAGGUUUGUCCUUCAUGCCAUAACACUCAGCUUUGCAACUGCUCUUCCAUGGGCUUGGACUUCAUUCCCACAGGAAUCACUGACAAAAUCACAGCGUUAAACCUGUCCCACAACAGGAUAAAGCAGAUCCGAACCCAGGAUCUGCAGCACGCUGUGAACCUGAGAUCCCUGUUGCUGCAGGGCAAUGAGAUCAGCUCAAUAGAUGAGGACUCAUUUCGCUCCCUUGGGAAACUGGAGCUCUUGGACUUAUCAGAGAACAGCUUGGCUCACUUGUCCCCUGUGUGGUUUGGGCACCUUUUUUCACUCCAGCACCUCCACCUCCAAGGGAAUUCCUACAGAGACCUUGGGGGAAGCUCCCCUUUUUCCAGCCUGAGGAACCUGAGCUCUCUCCACCUGGGCAACCCACAGUUCUCCUUGAUAAGGCAAGGGAACUUUGAGGGCAUUGAGCUUCUCGAUAAGUUGUGGAUCGACGGUAGCAAUCUCAGUCAAUAUGAGCCAGGAAGUUUGAAACCAAUCAAGAAGAUAAAUCACAUGAUAAUAAACAUAAGAAGUAUUAAUGUAUUCUCAGCAAUUGUCAGGGACAUUCUUCACUCUGUCAUUUGGUUAGAACUGAGAAAAAUAGCAUUCCAGAUACCUGAUGAAAUACAACUAUUGAGAGCCAUGUCGUCUUCUUUGGCAAAGAAAAUUUCUUUUAAACAGGCCCUAGUAACAGAUGCUACUGUGCCUGAGAUUGUCAGCAUUUUAGAAGACAUGCCAAAACUGGUGGAGGUGCAGAUGAUGGACUGUAGACUCUUGGGAACUGGACGAUGGGAAAUGCAAAUUCAAGCAAACCAAUCACAGACUCUCAGGGUUCUGACAAUAGAGAAAUUAUCCAUAGAAGAGUUCUAUUUGUUUACAGACCUUCGGGCUGUGAAAGGUCUACUGUCUCAUCUGACCAAAGUCACGGUUGAAAACACAAAAGUCUUUUUGGUACCUUGCAGCCUUUCGCAACAUCUUCUGUCGUUAGAGUAUCUCGACCUCAGUGCGAAUUUGCUCGGAGACCAAAGUUUGGAGCACUCGGCCUGUCAAGGUGGUUGGCCCUCACUACAAACUCUGAAUUUAAGUCAGAAUUCACUGAGUGACUUAGAAAUGACAGGUAAAAGUUUGUCUCAUCUAAGGAAACUAAUUGUCUUAGACAUUAGCCUAAAUAAUUUUGGUGACAUACCAGAUGUGUGUGAGUGGCCAAAAAAACUGAAAUAUUUAAACCUCUCCAGCACUCAAAUUCCUAAACUAACAACUUGCAUUCCCUCAACG